AUGGCCCUCCCCACUGUGACAUUUGUUUCAGGGGGGAGGGUGCAGGUGAAGCCUGCUGGUUCUCAUGUUUCAAGGGAGCAACCCUCAUCACAGCAUGGAUGGCCUCACCAUCCUCCUACAGAGGAUGUGAUGAUGAGUGACCAUGCUGUCAACUUCCCAGACAUCCCUAGUGAUGUCCAAAUGACUCUGGAUGAGGGUGCACCCUCUGUUCCUGCACAGGGAACAAUGUUCCCUGAGUUCAAUGGGAUGGAAUGGCCCCAUUGUGUGCUUAGUCUGGGCAAAGGCUCAGACAGUAAGAAUAAAAUCCUCUUCAUGAGGGUCAACAACAAUCUCUAUGCCUAUGAGGGUGAAAAGAUUGACAGUGUGAAGUGCAACCUCAGGUUGUGCAUUGUCCCACUGGUCCUGGUGGGCAAGAGACCAUAUGGCUGGGCCAUCCAAUUUGAAGGAGGCAUCCUGGGGCCCAUUGCCCUCUUCAACACCCCAGAUGAUAUCUGCCAGCUCUACAUGAGAGUGUUAAAGGAGCCAAAAGAUAAGGCUCCCUGCAUCCAAAAGGUGCAGGACCUUAUAACUUACCUCAACUUGUGGAAAAGAUGCAAGUUGGGGUCCAAUGAGGUCAUCAACCUUGCACUGAGUGAAUGGAAGCCCCCUGCAUGGUCUUCCAAGAAAUCUUGCAAGAGGAGAGAGGCUCUCAAAGAAAAGGGGAAGGCAGUCUCUGAACAAAGGCCUGGGCCAAGCUCCCAAACUCAGUCCUCUAUGAGGACUCAACCUCCUUGCAAGGCAAAAGGGGCCAAGCCCUCUGCUGGGAAGUCUAGGGGUAUCCCUGAGCUACCAUCAAAUGCCCCUCCCCUCGACAGCUCUGUCAAAGCUUGGAGGUGUUGGAGAUAUAUUCUCCCCUGUGUUCUGCUCACUUUGCUUGUUGCACUACUGAGGAUACCUACAGCAUCCUUCAAAAGGAGGGAGUUCAUCAACAAAGAACAGAGGCACCCUUGCUGGGGUGAAGAUGGCAAGUCCACACUCAUGGCCAUGCUCCCAGGGGUACUGGGGACAUUGAGCAGGCCAGAUGACUCCAAUGCAGAGGCUGAUCCUCCAUCUCUGCACAACAUCCAAGGUAAGGGGAUGAUAUUGGUCCCUCCCAACUGGGUGGAAGUCAGCCCAGUUGAAGCUGGUCAAGAGUAUGUCAACAGCAUCAUUGCAAAUGGAGGGGAGAAUAACCCUCAGGUUAUGGCAAAAAUCAAGCCCCUGAGGAAGGCUCUUGCCAAACCUUGCCCCCCAAGCAAUGUCAGAUUGAGGGAGUGGUACAAGCAUCAGGCUCAAGCCAUUGGUUGCACCAUCAACCAGGUCCCUCCAGUGUUUAUCUAUGACCUUCUCCACUGUCCUUGUGGGGGAGCAUCUACUGUCAGGGGAAAUCCCCCUGAGCCCAAGGAGGGUGAAAUGACUGACAACCUGUUCAAGGAUGAGGAUAGGUCACAAAUGUGA
This is a messenger RNA of Pisolithus orientalis, 1476 nucleotides long. RefSeq lists its product as uncharacterized. The coding region runs from base 1 to 1476 and encodes 491 amino acids. The transcript is spliced from 8 exons. Lineage: Eukaryota; Fungi; Basidiomycota; Agaricomycetes; Boletales; Pisolithaceae. The record is from RefSeq and is a predicted model, not a curated record.